GGGUCCGCCCUUUUAGCCACAGGCCCCGCCCCUCAAGCCACCUCUUCCGGCGUCAUAACGCGGCAGCGGUUGGCUGGUGUGAGACAACAUGGCGGCGUCCUUGCUGGGCUCGCUGCUGCGGACUUUCCGGCAGGUAGUCCCUCCAUCAACGUCAAGUCAAGUGCGAGGUUACUAUGUAGACUGGAAAAUGUUGCGUGAUGUGAAGAGACGAAAAAUGGCUUAUGAAUAUGCAGAUGAGAGACUUCGGAUCAAUUCUCUCAGAAAGAAUACCAUUUUGCCAAAAGACCUUCAGGAAAUGGCUAGUGAAGAAAUUGCUGCCCUUCCACGGGAUAGCUGUCCUGUGAGAAUCAGAAAUCGAUGUGUUAUGACAUCCCGUCCACGUGGUGUAAAGCGUCGUUGGAGGCUUAGUCGCAUUGUCUUUCGCCACUUAGCUGACCAUGGACUACUUUCUGGAGUUCAGCGAGCAAUAUGGUAAAUCAGUUUCAGCUGAUUACAACCUACUCAGCUGCCCGGGAAGUCAAUUCUGGCAAAAGAGACUUUACUAAUAAAAACCAAACCCUAGUUUUUCUAGGGUGUACUAUGUUUAGUCUGCCUGAUAUUGUCUACAGUUAAAUUAUUUUUAGGUUUUUAAAAGAAGAAAUGUGAUUUUUCUCUUUAACUUUACAAUAGGCACAUUACUCCCACACCAGGUAUAAGAGGAAUAAAAAUAUUUUCUGUGGAA
Mesocricetus auratus (golden hamster) is the source of this 721-nucleotide messenger RNA. It is a transcript of the gene Mrps14, whose product is annotated as mitochondrial ribosomal protein S14. NCBI's taxonomy places the organism in Eukaryota, Metazoa, Chordata, Mammalia, Rodentia, Cricetidae. Gene Ontology annotation, biological process: translation. The coding region runs from base 89 to 475 and encodes 128 amino acids. The record is from RefSeq and is a predicted model, not a curated record. Gene Ontology annotation, cellular component: mitochondrial small ribosomal subunit; ribosome. Gene Ontology annotation, molecular function: structural constituent of ribosome. The transcript is spliced from 3 exons.